GACCAAUGUAUAUACUUCUUCUCAUCUCAUGAAGGAAAAUGUAUUUGUUUUUACAAUUACAACUUCUCUUGCAAGGAAUAACUAAAACCCAUUUAUAUUUCCAUUUAUUUUUGUAUUCCAACUUCUAGCGGAAGGAAAGAAAUAACAAUCAGAUUUUCCAAAGCAAAAUAAAGAAAAAAAAAAGAAUCAUAUAUAUUAUUAUUAUUAUAGAAUGUGACUUUUCGAUGUCCUUAGUAUAACUAUUGGGUAUAUGAUUCUACUACUUAUUGUUCUUUCUUUCUUCAAUGGCAAGUGAUCCUUGUUAUUUUGUUGCUCUUAAUUUUCGUUCUUUGUCGUUUUCUUCUCUCUUUCCUUUCUUUCUUUUAUGGUCUGUGAUCAAUUUUUAAGAACAAAAUUAUUAGAGAUGCAAUCCGAUAACGCCACCAAGAAGGAAAUAAGAUAUGUUCCCGGAAGAAGUUUAAUCAAUUUGGUCUUUGAUUGGUCUUUCAAAGAUGUUCUCAACAAUAAUCUCUACAAAAACCAGGUGAACAAGAUUCCCCACACAUUCUCUUCAAAAACAGAAUACUUAAACUCAUUCAUUGCUCCUCUAAUGGAGGAAACACAUGCUGACUUGUUAUCAAGUGUGAAAUCAUUGUCUCACCCCCUUUGCUGUGAGAUAAGGUCUUUCACUUUUACCGAUGCAUAUAAGCCUCCCAAAGACUUGUUUUACAAACUUAUAUUGAAAGGUAACGAAAACAAGAAUGAUCAUAUGGUCUAUGAACCUCAACAUGGAGAUCUUAUUGCCAUAACCAGUGUUAAACCAAGAAGCAUUGCUGAUUUGCAAAGGUCAUAUGUUGUUGCUUUGGUUCAAGGAGUGAAAGAUGAUCUUAUUCUCACAGUGCUUUCAUCAAAGCCUAUCGAAGACUAUAUGGACAGGACUAAGAAUAAUUCAUCUCUUUUUGCUGUAUAUCUCAUCAACAUGACAACUAACAUUCGAAUAUGGCAAGCACUAACUUCUGAUCCUAAUGACCGCGGUAUGAAGAUCAUUGAGAAUGUUCUACGGCCUGAAUUUCCUGAUGCAGAAAAGUGUGUGAAUUGUCACUUUAAACAAAAUUGCAGCACUGCAUAUUUAAACGCGAAGAUUGGAAUUCAAUCAUCUGAGUUGAAUGAAUCCCAACAGAAAGCAGUCUUAAGUUGUGUUCAGACAAGUUUAUGCUCUCAUCAGAAUACUGUGAAGCUCAUAUGGGGGCCGCCGGGGACAGGAAAAACCAUGACUGUCGGUUUUUUAUUGCAUUGCUUGCUUAAUAUGAAAUGUAGGACACUUACAUGUGCUCCUACAAAUAUUGCAGUGUUGGAAGUAACAGGGAGGCUCAUACAAAGAGUUAUGGAGUCAUCUAAGUAUGGUACGUAUGGCCUUGGUGACAUUGUUUUGUAUGGAAAUGGGGAGCGAAUGAAGAUUGAAGAACGCGACGAGCUUCAUGAUGUGUUUCUAGAUAACCGUAUUGCCAUACUUGAUUAUUGUUUUGCUUCAGAAAGUGGUUGGAGAAGUAAUUUGCUUUAUAUGAUUUCUUUGCUUGAAGAUCCUCAGGGAAAGUACCAAUUGUAUUUGAAAGAAACUGUGGUGGAAGACUUGAAAGAAAAUGACAAUGAUGAGGAGUUGACACGAACUGGAGAUUCAAAGAAUCAAGAGAAGAUAAAUAAGAAACCAUUGAAGCAAGUUAUACUAGAAACCUUGAAAGAAAACAAGAAGAAUCAGAAAAAGAUGAAAGACAACAAAAAGAAAAAAGAAUCAAAGCAUGAGGAGGAGAGGAAGGGAGUGAACGAUCUUUCAUAUGAAAAGGAAAAUCUUAAAGAAAAAACACAUGUUAUACAUUUGACAUUUGAGGAGUUUUUCCAAAAGAGAUUCUCUUACAUUGCAGAACGAUUAUAUUUUUGUGUCGAGAGUUUGAUUACGCACCUACCAACAUCUCUUAUUUCAUUAAAAGUUGUGAAGAUGAUGUCAGAAGCUGUUGAUAAUCUCAAAUCCUUACAAAAGUUGUUGUCUGGAGAUUCAAGUGGAGCUUUAGGGAAAUGUUUGAGCAAGAAUGUAGUAAGUGGAGGUGGUAGCUCAACAAAACUCAAUGCUGCAAGAAAAAAGAGCCUUUUGCUACUAAAAUUACUCCCUUCUACUUUUCCUGUGCCUCAAUCUACUAAUAGCAGUUAUGAUACAAGGGAGAUUCAAGAUUUUUGCUUGGCUAAUGCAUGUCUGAUUUUCUGUACUGUCUCAAGCUCAGCUAAACUACACAAGACAGAAAUGGUUCCUUUUGAAGUAUUGAUUAUAGAUGAGGCUGCUCAGUUGAAAGAAUGUGAAUCAACAAUUCCUUUACAACUUCUUGGAACUCGUCAUGCUAUACUUAUAGGCGAUGAGCGGCAAUUACCAGCAAUGGUUAAAAGCCAGGUUUUAGCAAAAGCCAAUUUCGGAAGAAGUUUGUUUGAGAGAUUGGCUCUCCUUGGCCAUAAGAAACACCUUCUCAAUGUCCAGCACAGGAUGCAUCCUUCAAUAAGUUCUUUUCCAAAUAAGCAAUUUUAUAACAAUGAGAUUUUUGAUGGUCAGAAUGUUAAACAAAGGAGUUACAGUCAAUGUUUUCUGCAAGGAAAGAUGUAUGGCUCCUACUCUUUCAUAAAUGUGCCAUAUGGAAAGGAGACUGUUGAUAACAAGCAUAGUAGCAAGAACAAAAUUGAGGCCUUUGUUGUCUCUGAGAUAGUUGCAAAGCUUUAUGAAGAAGUUAAAAAAACAAAGAAAAAGAUUAGAGUUGGUGUUAUAUCACCAUACAAGGCACAAGUUUAUGCAAUAUGUGAGAUAGUUGGAACAAAAUACAGCUCGGAUGCUCAAAAUGACUUCUCUUUGAGUGUUCGAUCGGUUGAUGGAUUUCAAGGUGGUGAAGAAGAUGUUAUAAUCAUCUCAACUGUCCGGAGCAAUGCUAAAGGAUCAGUUGGGUUCCUUUCCAACUGUCAAAGAGCAAAUGUGGCGCUAACUCGUGCAAGGCACUGCCUUUGGAUUGUGGGCAAUGGAGAAACUUUAGGUAAUAGUGAAUGUGUUUGGAAGAAGCUAGUCAUGGACGCCAAGGAGCGUAGUUGUUUUCACAAUGCUAGUGAGGACAAGAAUUUGUCUUUGGCUAUCAUUGCUGCCUUGGUUCAGCUUAAACAAAUCCAUCUUUUACCAAAUCUAGAUUCACAUCUGUUUAGAGAUGCAAGAUGGAAGGUUUGUUUCAAUGACGAUUUCUGGAUUUCGAUGACAAGAGUUAAAGAUUACGAGCUUUGUAAGGAAAUACUUUCUUUAUUGGAGAAGCUUUCAUGUGGCUGGCGCAAAGGAGCUUCAUCCCAAUUAGUAGAGUGUUAUAAGGUUAAGCAAAUGUGUAUUGUUUGGACUGUAGAUCUUCUCAUAGAAAAUUCUCAUCAAGUUCAGAUUUUGAAGGUUUGGAAUGUUUUGGCUCAUUCUGAAGUACCAAAACUAUCAAAACAGCUUGACUUACUAUAUGGAAACUAUUCCUUUCAUAAAAUGAGUCAAUGCAAGUUCAAACAUAAAGAGAGGAAUUUAGAUGUUCCAAUGAAAUGGCCUGUGGAUUCUGUUGGCUUGUUAUCAAAUUCACUAGCUUCACUCAAUCUAAAGGAUGAACCAGAAACAUGAACUUCAAAAAAUAAUAGAUUCAAAGCUUUUAAAAGUUCUAAAAGAGAAAACCAAGGAUAGAAGUUUGCACACAAAGGUGAUUUAAGGAUACGAAGAUUUUAUAUGGAUUGUAGACAAGGAUGAUGGGUGUAUUUUGUACUAGCAAACUUAUCAUGCUAAUCAUUAUUUGUUCCAUCACCCUUCACCCAUUAUUGACCUUAAAUUGUAUAUAAUAGUUAUGUUCUUAAAUAUGUUCUUCUAGUUGAUAAUUGGACCAAAUGAAACAUCUAUUAUUGUACCGCCCCCCCACCCCACAAAAAAAAAAAAACAAACAAAAAAUUAGCUAGCAAAUUUAUGAUUAGAUUUACUUGUUUGGUAAGUUGUGUUUUUAUCAAAAUACAAAUUUUGCACCUUAUAUGGUACUUUAUUAAUAAAAUUAGGGGUGUUCGUAGUGCGA
This is a messenger RNA of Cannabis sativa, 4082 nucleotides long. RefSeq names its product probable helicase MAGATAMA 3. Lineage: Eukaryota; Viridiplantae; Streptophyta; Magnoliopsida; Rosales; Cannabaceae. The record is from RefSeq and is a predicted model, not a curated record. Bases 365 to 3646 code for a protein of 1093 amino acids. The transcript has 10 exons. Gene Ontology annotation, molecular function: helicase activity.